CAGAGUCCCAAAGCUCUUUUCUUGCUGCCUGGUGCUGAGGACUCCGUCUUCCCAGGGUGGAGCUCCGAAAUCUGACUCCACCCUUACAAAAGAGGGUCCAUGCCCUGCCUCUUAGUAAUAAACCCUGACUCCACCCCUUUAUUGAUAGGCUCUGGCUCCACCUUCUGGACUACGCCUCCUCUGAAGAAAUGCCCUGGCUCCGCCCCUUCCGGGUAAUAGGUAAGCCCCACCCCUAGCGCGUGACGGUGUCCCUGUGACGUAACGUACCGGUCAGUUUCCGGGGUGGAGCCAGGGAGGGUGGGCGUUUAGGCUGCGCCGACCCCUCAGCCCCCCUCCAGGAGACGUUCGGAACCCAGGACAUGUCUGGAUUGAGGAGAUACGAGGUGGCGCUGGAGGCUGAGGAGGAGAUCUACUGGGGCUGUUUCUACUUUUUCCCCUGGCUGCGCAUGUGGCGGAGGGAGCGGAGCUCAGCGCACCCUCGGGAGCAGAAGCUGGAGCCUCUGCGGGGCCUGAUGAGCUGUCUGUCAAGCGGACUGGGCACUGCUCCCCAGCGCUCCGGUCGCAGCCUCCCCCGCCGCACCCCCGCUGCCACUGCCCAGCCAGCCGGUGCAUUAAAGAUUUAAACC
Molecule: messenger RNA, 626 nt
Organism: Balaenoptera musculus (blue whale)
Lineage: Eukaryota; Metazoa; Chordata; Mammalia; Artiodactyla; Balaenopteridae
Exons: 4
Coding region: 360-623 (87 amino acids)
Source: RefSeq, a predicted model, not a curated record